CGGCGUCUUCGCCAGGGCGGGAAAUCCUUCCACACAUGUCAACAACAGUACGCGGUCUGACGGUCAUAAUAAGCAACACGCGGACUUUUAGGAAGGAAGCUGAGUGAUUGUUUGAGGCAGGUUUUGUCUGACACAGGCUGGUGUGAGAGGAGGUAGAGUCAUGCAGGCCUUUUUGAAAGGAGCAUCUGUCCAAGCUACCAAACCUCAGAAAGACAAGGCUGCACCAGGACCCAGCACAGAGAAGAAAGCCAAGUCUGUCCCAUGGGUAGAGAAAUACAGGCCAAAGAGUGUAGAUGAAGUGGCAUUCCAGGAAGAGGUGGUAGCAGUAUUGAAGAAGUCUUUGGAAGGGGCAGAUCUUCCCAACUUGCUCUUUUAUGGCCCUCCUGGAACAGGAAAGACCUCUACCAUCCUAGCUGCUGCCAGAGGACUCUUUGGCCCAGAGCUAUACAAACAAAGGGUGCUAGAACUAAAUGCAUCAGAUGAAAGAGGGAUCCAGGUGAUCAGGGAAAAGGUCAAGAACUUCGCAAAGCUAACGGUGGCAGGAAGGCGCUCAGACGGGAAGCCAUGCCCACCAUUUAAGAUCAUCAUCCUGGAUGAGGCUGACUCCAUGACCUCACCUGCCCAGGCCGCUCUCAGACGAACUAUGGAGAAGGAGUCCCGCACCACACGCUUCUGCCUCAUCUGUAACUAUGUUAGCAGGAUCAUUGAGCCACUAACAUCCAGAUGUUCAAAGUUUCGCUUCAAACCGCUUGCCAAUCAGAUCCAAGAAGAGCGCCUGUUUGCUAUCUGUGAGAAGGAGAACCUUAGAUACUCCAAAGAGAGCAUAGCAGCGUUGGUGAGGGUGUCUGAGGGUGACCUUCGCAAAGCCAUCACCUUCCUUCAGAGUGCUGCUCGCCUCAGUGUGGAGAAGGAGAUCUCAGAGAGCGCUGUUAUUGAGAUAGCCGGGGUAGUCCCUCCCAAAAUGAUUGACAACCUACUUCAGAUCUGCUACAAGGGGACGUUUGAGAAACUAGAGAUUGCUGUCAGGAACAUGGUGGAAGAAGGCUAUGCAGCCAAUCAGAUCCUGCUCCAGCUCCACGAGACAAUCAUAGAAGAGGACUUGAAUGACAAACAGAAGUCGGCCAUUUCAGAAAAGAUGGCGGUUGUUGAUAAGUGCCUUGCAGAUGGUGCAGAUGAAUACCUGCAGAUGUUGAGUCUGUGUUCAGUCAUAAUGCAACAGGCUGCUCAGAUUAACUAAAACCCCCCUGCCUCCAAAGCAGUUUCCCCUUUUCUGUGUGCAUACUAUGAUCUUCUUCCAACACCUAUGGGUUCUCCUGUCAGAUUCCAUCUUCAACCUGGUCUUGUUUCUCAGAAUGAGUAAACCUUUUAUAAAUAUAGGUUUUAUAAAAUGAUGUACUUUAUUUACUUUUUUUAAGCGUUCAUUAAAUUAGACACCGGAAAACCAAAAGUUAACAAGCUGGCUUGCUUUCAGGAAGCAGUGCAACUGAUUUUACCUCUUUAUUGGAGCUUAGGAAGAAAUGGGAACGGAUGAUCCGCUGUGGUGACCCCUAACGGGAGCAGCCGAAAGUAGUAGUCAUAGUAGAGUAGAUUGGAGCUUAAACAGAAUCUUUUCCUACUGUAGCAGUGGAGCUUUGUGGAUAAGACUAACAUCACAAUAAUGUCAAUUCGUCUCUGUAGCAACUCCUUUUCAUCUUCCCAUGUCUCCAUACUAUCAAUGUUAAAUCAUUGUUUGUUACUUCUCCUGUAGACAUAUGCCACUGAAAAAUAUUUAUACUUUGUUAUU
Messenger RNA from Lampris incognitus (smalleye Pacific opah), 1783 nucleotides. RefSeq names its product replication factor C (activator 1) 4 (gene rfc4). Gene Ontology annotation, cellular component: nucleus; DNA replication factor C complex. NCBI's taxonomy places the organism in Eukaryota, Metazoa, Chordata, Actinopteri, Lampriformes, Lampridae. Gene Ontology annotation, molecular function: DNA clamp loader activity; ATP hydrolysis activity; ATP binding. Bases 161 to 1237 code for a protein of 358 amino acids. Gene Ontology annotation, biological process: DNA-templated DNA replication; DNA repair. The record is from RefSeq and is a predicted model, not a curated record. The transcript is spliced from 11 exons.